Molecule: messenger RNA, 2355 nt
Organism: Ceratosolen solmsi marchali
Lineage: Eukaryota; Metazoa; Arthropoda; Insecta; Hymenoptera; Agaonidae
Product: E2F transcription factor 1
Exons: 8
Coding region: 292-1653 (453 amino acids)
Biological process (GO): regulation of transcription by RNA polymerase II
Cellular component (GO): RNA polymerase II transcription regulator complex
Molecular function (GO): RNA polymerase II cis-regulatory region sequence-specific DNA binding; protein dimerization activity; DNA-binding transcription factor activity, RNA polymerase II-specific
Source: RefSeq, a predicted model, not a curated record
ACCAGGACCUGUGAGGGGUCGACGAGGCGCAAGAGAAGGAGACGGACGUGGACGACAGGGAUCGAGCACAGCCGGUACGAGCCAUGUCUCGCUGGGACUGACACGCGAGUCCACUGGGGUUUGAGCACCGAGAGGCGGCGAGCAGCUGUUCCGGUGACCGGCAGGCGUGACAACCACGACGACGACGACGACGACGACGACGACGACGACGAGGACGAGGCAGAGGGGAAGAAGGAGCACCACCACCACCGCAGCGCCCACGGCAGCACAAACGCUCGCACAUCCAGUACGAUGCCACGUGUGAAGAGGCAAGUGAUGCUGGAGGAUCUGGCCAGGCCUGUCACGCCUGACAUGGUCGAGACGAAAUUAGUUAAAACGGAAUUCAUCGAUAUCGAUGAAUUAACGUACGACGAAAUACAACCGCAGAAAAUUGCCGAAGAAACACCGAGUCCUCAUCUGCAGGACCAUCAAUACGGUCAAACUCCUUGUUAUCAGGUGUCGAGAAGGCCUAUGCAACCACCACCUCGAGCCGAAAUAUCGGUUCAGGCAGUUAAAAGAAGACUGAACUUGGAAGUAGGACCGAGUCAAUCCACCUUUAAAACUCCAAAAGGAAAACGUAGAAGAUCGGGUUCAAAUUCACUAACAGGACACAAUUCUACAAAAAGUAAAUCAUUAGAAAGGACGCGAUAUGAUACGUCGUUGAGUUUACUUACCAAAAAAUUUAUAAAUCUAGUAGAGGACAGUAACGAUGGCGUAGUAGACUUAAAUGUUGCUUCGGAAAGGUUGGAAGUUCAAAAACGUCGCAUAUACGAUAUAACGAACGUCUUGGAAGGAAUCGGUAUACUCGAGAAAAAAAGUAAAAAUAAUAUCCAGUGGAAGGGCGGUUGCCUUCCUAGCAAUCAAAGUGAUAUUCUCGAUUUACGAAGAGAAGUGUCAGAUUUGGAGGCGAAGGAAAAUGCUUUAGACAGACUGAUUCACGGAGCGCAAAAAGAGCUUAACGAAUUCACAAAUGAUAGAACGUACGCCUACGUAACGUAUCAUGACUUACGCUCAGUGGCAUCGUACAAAGAUCAGUCCAUAAUGGCUGUAAAAGCGCCACCAGAAGCCACUCUACACGUUCCUCAACCGAUUAAUAAUUUCGGCCAACCCAAGCUUCAAAUACAUAUGAGGUCAACACAUGGUGAAAUAGAAGUGUUCUUGUGUCCGGACGAUCCAGGAACAAAGGCGCCUUUACCUUCGGGUUAUACAACAACGAUGAAUACGAAUACGACAACGACGCCGCAAUCUCCUGUGUCAAAGCCCUCGACAACAUCAUCAAUACCGUCUGAAUUCUUAAUACACAAUUCCGGUGAUGUGAAGGUAGAGCCAGUACCUACGACAGAAGAUUGUUUAUCAUCCGGGCAGACCUUGCUCUCUGCACUUUCCUCAGCGGGAAUGAGAGACGCACUUCUUUGCGAAUCGGAUGAUUUCGGUCUCAUGGGUGGUGGCAGACUUCAAUUGCAAACCGAAGAUCAACAUUUGCCUGCAGACUUGAGUAUUCUCGACUUUGGAGAGUCUCUGCUUUCAUUGGAGCCACCUCUUUCAGAAAGCGACUAUUCAUUUUCACUGGGCACAGAAGAAGGUCUCUCAGAUCUCUUUGAUUUACGAUUUUAACUUAUUGGUAUUGCUAAGACAAUAUUUGCACCAAAUUUUUAUUUAAAGUUUGGUUCGUAUCCAAGGGAGUACAUUUUACUUACCAUGGAACAUAACUUUGUACUUAGUGGUACCUGUCCAAGACUCAACACAGUCAUUGUCGUUAAUCUGUUUCUUCUCAGUUUCUAUGGACAUCACAGAAGGCACUCAAGAUUCUGAUAAACUAAUUUUUCUCAAGUUACAUUUAAAAGACAAAGAAAAAUUAAUGAAAAAGCAGAAAAAAAUAGUAAACGUCAAAGUACACAUAUCACACACGUUGGUAGUACAAUGUACAAGUUUUUCGAUGGAUUUAGUUCGCCGUUAACGGGAAUUAAGUUAUUAAUUAAUUGUGGGACUAAUUGCAAGCCUUCGUAAUGCAGCGAACGACGCCAAGGGCUAUUUUCGUGCAAUUUAGAUUUGUGUAUAAUAGUGCGUUUGAAAGUUGCUCGUGUGUCCGAAACAGUACCAGCAUGAAGGAAUGCAGGAAGCGAGACUCUUAGAAUAUAUUGUUCUAGAUUGUAUACUAUACCUUUUUGCAUUGAUCAACAGUUUGCAAAGCAUCUUAGAUCUGAAUUUGUAAUAUAUUAUUUCGUUAAAUGUAAGCGCCUAAGUUUGUAGUAUGGACUCAUUGGAUCUAAGACUUUGUAAUGCAAAACUAAGCCAGCAGAAUCGUAUAAAAAAAAA